Lepisosteus oculatus (spotted gar) is the source of this 2129-nucleotide messenger RNA. It is a transcript of the gene tk1, whose product is annotated as thymidine kinase 1, soluble. Gene Ontology annotation, molecular function: ATP binding; thymidine kinase activity. Gene Ontology annotation, biological process: thymidine metabolic process. Lineage: Eukaryota; Metazoa; Chordata; Actinopteri; Semionotiformes; Lepisosteidae. The record is from RefSeq and is a predicted model, not a curated record.
ACUAAACCGGGUGCAUUUCUUGGAGGCCGGAGUGGCUGUGUUUUAGCUUAUUUUAUAUUGCACUAUAAUUAUCUUUUUUUAUUUUCGUUGUACUGUAUCUUUCUUUCUUUUCGUCGUACAACAAUGGAGUGCUUGAACCUUCCCGGAGUUUUGCCCAAUUCUCCCAGGAGAAUGAGGGGACAAAUCCAGGUUAUUUUCGGGCCUAUGUUUUCAGGAAAAAGCACCGAGUUGAUGAGGAGAGUCCGCCGUUUCCAGAUUGCCCAGUACAAAUGUCUGCUGGUCAAGUACUCAAAAGACAACCGCUACUCCGACUCCGGGGUUGCAACACAUGAUAGAAGGACGAUGGAGGCUGUGCCGGCCAGUCAGCUCAGAGACAUCUACCAGCUGGCUCUGGACUGCGCUGUCAUUGGCAUCGACGAGGGCCAGUUUUUUCCAGACACGGUGGAGUUCUGUGAGGAACUGGCCAACAUGGGCAAGACCAUCAUUGUAGCAGCCCUGGACGGCACUUUCCAGAGAAAGGCGUUCGGCAACAUCUUGAACCUGGUGCCCCUGGCUGAGAGCGUCGUGAAGCUGAACGCUGUGUGCAUGGAGUGCUUCAGAGAGGCCGCCUACACCAAGAGGCUUGGGGCUGAGAAAGAGGUGGAGGUGAUCGGUGGGGCAGAUAAAUACCACGCCGUGUGCAGAGCCUGCUACGGAGGCCUGCGGGCGGAGGGGAAGGAGAACUGUUUGCCGCAGCUGACGAGAGAAGAGACACCCCCUCACGCCCUGCCUGCGAAGCACCUGGACACCAAGGUGCCCCGGAAGCUGUUUGCGACACUGCAGGUCUAGCUGGAGUCCUGCCCGGAGGACAUGCUCUGUAAGAGCCACUGAGGAACGGACUGAGAACACUGAAAGUGGCAGUUCUAGUGUAAGACUUUGUGUUACAAGGACAUGAAGGUUUCAAAAACCGCAAACUACAACCUGCUGGGUGUUACAGGCAUAGCCAGGAAAAGUACUGUGUGCAGAAUCGGUGUAUAACACUGAGAACAAGGUCUACAUUGUAAAGAGAAUAGAAACAAAAGCACAAACCCAUUCUGUUUUCUGUAAUAACCUGGGAGAAGGCUAAACAAUUGUUAGGCUUUCUAUUUUAAGUAAAUUGCUUAAUAUUCCCUUCUGUAGGAGGCACAGCUGUUUGUUGGGUAUUUUCUUUUGCGCAUCUGUAAGUGUAGAGAACUACACUUACUGUAGGUCAUAUAUUACACAUUGUCAUGCAUUGUCAAAUAAUAGAAUCCCAAUGCAGUGCUAAACAGAUUGAGUUUUCUUGUCGUUGAGCUUUAGCUUCACCUAGAAACGCAGAUCUUAAAGCAACUCAUAAAACCUAAAACAUAAAACAGACAAGGGUUUUGCGAUUAUCCUCUGCAAACCAUGCUUCAUUUGGAGAAUGUGAUCUUAGAAAGCAAAAAAAUCACAUUCUGACAUUGGCCCUACUACGUCUCAAGGGCUUAAUGCAUGGGUAUGGAGUGUAUUAAAAUGAUUUUGACUGUGUAGUGUAUGGUGUGAUGUGCUGUGUGGAUUUCUUCAAAGCAAUAUGCAUGUUAAUAUCUUCAAAACAGGCAUUUUUCAGUAUCUUAGUUUCUAAUGAUUAGGAAAAAUGUGGUUUAGAUAUAUAUAUUUUUUAAGUUGGUUCAAGCAUUAAUGGUGCCUAUUGUGAACAUCAACCAAACCACUUUUCACCCUGAAGUACAUUUCUUUACAAAUACUGUACAAUUAGAGAUUAACUUCUGAACAAAAAUGCUUUCAAAAACAAAAUGUAUAUUUUUAUCUUAAAAGACAAAACCAAAAGGUUAGGGCUUGGAUGUUUAGGUAACCAGAGAUUGUGAUUCUUUUCAUUUUUUACAUGUGUGUCUGUGGUGUUCCAUGGUGCUGGGUGGAGAAUGACUGUAAGAUGUACUGUAUUUUAACCUCUGCCAGAUCUCUAAAAAGGAGACUUAUUUACAAUGCCAGCUAUUGUACCAUAAACUCACUGCCAAAGUCUCACUUCAGAGAUUUUCCUAUUUAAGUUGAGUAUUUCAAAGUAAGGUGGUGUUUUUUGUAUUAAAUGUGCUGAAAAGCAUUUUAAUUAAACUUUGAUUUAUGAAGAUGUUCUUUAA